Molecule: messenger RNA, 2945 nt
Organism: Petromyzon marinus (sea lamprey)
Lineage: Eukaryota; Metazoa; Chordata; Hyperoartia; Petromyzontiformes; Petromyzontidae
Gene: PPARD
Product: peroxisome proliferator activated receptor delta
Biological process (GO): fatty acid metabolic process; negative regulation of transcription by RNA polymerase II; negative regulation of inflammatory response
Cellular component (GO): nucleus
Molecular function (GO): DNA-binding transcription repressor activity, RNA polymerase II-specific; zinc ion binding; RNA polymerase II cis-regulatory region sequence-specific DNA binding
Source: RefSeq, a predicted model, not a curated record
UAUCCAUGUCCCCAAGUGGAAACCGAAUCUCACAACAUUUCAGUCUCGCGUAGUCCAAAACAGAUGUUCCAUCUUUCUUAAUGUUUUUAUUUAAUUCCAGCUUUUCUCGCUGCCAUAAAUCAAGUCCGGAUUGCCGCUACGCCCACGACGACGAUGAUGAUGAUGUUGUUGCUGAUGACGGGGAUGUUCUGGAUCCAAUUCCCACCCACACGCACGCAGGCUGCCCUCCUCCCUCCCCUCCCUCCCCUCCCAUUGCCGACAGCGCAGCUUCAACACAGUCCCCGUGGGAUAAUAGCAGUAAAUAAAACAACAACACAAAACGGUGGGUGGGUGUAUGCUCACGCAGAGCUGUUGUCUGUCGCGAGUCCACUCACUCCGCCCGCCUGCCGUGUACCUCGUCGCAGUCGCCCUCAAUCGUCGACAGCACCGCGAAGAUCCGCGGCUUCAACAACUCGCUCGGCGGCGGCGUUUGGUUUUUGCUUUUGUGCGUUGCUUCGCCUGCCCAAAACAACUUUCCUCCGACUGCCGGAGUCUUCACGUCGUCUCCACGAAGGCGAGAGAGAGAGAAAGGGCAAGCAGGCGGGGAGCCUUGGCGGCGAUCGUCACGACGAUGCCCGUGGUUCCGCCGUGCGGCGACGUGGCCCUGCGGGAGCUGCCCUCAGCGGCCCCCGCCGUCGCCGCAUCCGCUGCGGCAACGGCGGCGGCGUCCUCGGUGCCCGUGGAGGCGCCGCUCUCCAUGGAGUGCCGCGUGUGCGGGGACCGCGCCUCGGGCUUCCACUACGGGGUGCACGCGUGCGAAGGCUGCAAGGGGUUCUUCAGGCGCACCAUUCGCAUGAAGCUCGAGUACGGGAACUGCGGCCUCAACUGCAAGAUUCAGAAGAAGAACCGCAACAAGUGCCAGUUCUGUCGUUUCCAGAAGUGCCUGAGCGUGGGCAUGUCGCACAGCGCCAUCCGCUUUGGCCGAAUGCCCGCGGCCGAGAAGGAGAGGCUCAAGGCGGAGCUGGGCGCGACGCCGGCCGGCGGGGAGCGGAGCCCACACGACACGACGCUGCUGGGCCUCGCGCACCUCGUGUACGCCGCGUACCUGCGCAACUUCACGCUCACCAAGGAGAAGGCCCGGGCCGUCCUCACGGGAAGGUCCGUGCAUUCGCCCGUGGUGAUCCACGACAUGGAGUCGCUGCAGAGCGCACAGUCCACGCUGCACGGCCGCGCGCGGGACGGCCGCGCCGCCGAGGUCCUCGUGUUCAACCGCUACCAGCACCGCUCGGUCGAGGCCAUCCGCGAGGUCACGGAGUUCGCCAAGUGCAUCCCGGGCUUCCUGGCGCUCAACCUCAAUGACCAGGUGACGCUGCUCAAGUACGGCGUGCACGAGGCCAUGUUCACGCUGUGGUCGGCCUACAUGAACAAGGACGGCAUCCUGGUGGCGCACAGCAACAGCUUCGUGACGCGCGAGUUCCUCAAGUCGCUGCGGCAGCCGUACAGCGGCGUCAUUGAGCCCAAGUUCCAGUUCGCGAUGCGGUUCAACACGCUCGACCUGGACGACGCCGACCUCGCGCUCUUCGUCGCCGCGAUCGUCCUGUGUGGUGACCGCCCGGGGCUGUCGGAUGCCCGCAGCGUGGAGGACCUGCAGGACCACGUGCUGCAGGCGUUCGCGCUGCAGCUGCGCCUGGGCCACCCGCACGCUCCGCGCCUCUUCGCGCGCAGCCUCCAGAAGAUGGCCGAUCUGCGGCAGCUGGUGACGGAGCACGCCGACGUGGUGCAAGCCAUCCGCCGAGACGACGCCGGCAUGGCCCUGCACCCGCUCCUCCAGGAGAUCUACGAGGACAUGUACUGAUGGAGCGGACGGGCCCAGCGGCCGUGGAGGACGGAAGAGGGACAGACGGAGGGGAACGUCGGCCCGACGGUUGGGCGGUAGGGCGGCCGGCCCGUCCGGCCUGGCUUUUUUCGCCGUCUCCUGGAGGCGGUUGUGGUUUUUUUAUAUAUAUUCGCGACUCUUGGUGUUCAAACUGUUGGGAAAAGUUUGGUGGGAUUUGGGGAGAACGUGUCGCUCCAAGGGAUGGUUGGGGAUGGUCAAGAAUAACGAUUGAAGUGGCGGCAGAUAAAUGGAACGCGUUCGAGAGGACGUUCGACGGGAGGAGAUGGAGCGAUGAAAAUCAGCUCGUGUGCAGGCGUUUGGUGGACUGUUGCAUCCCAGGAUAAUGAGAGAUGGCAGCGGGUUUGGCAAGGCCUUCAUCCAGCAGUGUGUUGACCAAGGCUGAUAAUGAAGAUGUUUGUGAGUAGAAUACGUUUUUUUGGAAGAGAAAUACAUUUUUAUCUGUCCUAUAAAAUUUCCAAAUAAGACUUUAUUUAAAAAAGUCACUUUUUCUCAUAAAAACGAGGGAUACGCAGAGGAGAUAUAUGAGGACAUGUACCGACAGAGCGAGGGGGGUCCGUGGGGAAUGGGUGGACAGGAAUAUCCAUCCAAGAUGCAGCAAAGAAAGCAGAUUGACAGGAGGUGCUUGGGUAGCUUCGGGGGAUAACAGUGUCAGAGAGCUGAACUGUCACCACUGAGGUCCUGGGGCUCCAAUCUGGGGUCAAGCCACCUGUGAUGAGACUGGGUUCUCAUUCGUAUUGAAUGUCUCAUUACAGUCACACAAUGACCGCGCAGAAGCUCAUGAUCAUAAACGUAUCACUUCAUUAGUCCAAUUCACGAUUAGUUUGAUCGCCAAAGAUGAAGCACCUCUUUAGCAGGGAGUGUAAGACGGGUACAACACCACCCAUUGUGGAUAAGAGGGCAUUGAAUGGACCUCGGAAGUAGUAGUUACCUUCCAGGGAUAUUUUUUAUGAGGGCUCAGGAUCCGUAUUUCAGCUCCUCGUGAUGUGACUCUGAUAGCAAAUUUGUACUCUUUGGUUCUAUUCGGUAAAGUCAUGUAGGAAAAAAAAUAAAACAACAAAAAUCACGACGU